Messenger RNA from Antechinus flavipes (yellow-footed antechinus), 2734 nucleotides. It is a transcript of the gene STAR, whose product is annotated as steroidogenic acute regulatory protein. Gene Ontology annotation, cellular component: mitochondrial intermembrane space; mitochondrion. The coding region runs from base 79 to 936 and encodes 285 amino acids. The record is from RefSeq and is a predicted model, not a curated record. Gene Ontology annotation, biological process: regulation of steroid biosynthetic process; steroid biosynthetic process; intracellular cholesterol transport. The transcript is spliced from 7 exons. Gene Ontology annotation, molecular function: cholesterol binding; cholesterol transfer activity. Lineage: Eukaryota; Metazoa; Chordata; Mammalia; Dasyuromorphia; Dasyuridae.
ACCCAGAGGCCCCAAGAGCAGCUGCUGGACCCGGAGGCCAAAUCUUAAUAGGCCCAGAAAGCUGUGCCCCAGGGAACAAUGUUUUUGGCAACUUUUAAACUGUGUGCUGGGAGCUCCUACAGACAUCUGAGGAACAUGAAGGGUCUAAGACAACAGACCAUCAUGGCCAUCAGCCAGGAACUGAGCAAGAGGGCACUAGGAGGCCCAUCACCCAGCGCCUGGAUCAACCAGGUUCGCCGCCGGAGCUCCUUGCUCAGCUCUCGGCUGGAAGAAAGCCUUUACAGUGACCAGGACAUGGCCUAUCUACGACAAGGGGAAGAGGCCAUGCAGAAAGCCCUGGGCAUCCUUGGCAAUCAGGAUGGAUGGAAGAGUGAGACAGAGAAGGCAAACGGAGACAAAGUGCUGAGCAAGGUGGUCCCAGAUGUGGGCAAAGUGUUCCGGCUGGAGGUGAUGGUGGAUCAGCCCAUGGAGAGGCUUUAUGAGGAAUUAGUGGAACGAAUGGAAGAUAUGGGGGACUGGAACCCCAAUGUCAAGGAGAUUAAGGUUCUGCAGAAGAUCGGGAAGGACACGGUCAUCACCCACGAGAUCGCCGCCGAGACGCCAGGCAACAUUGUGGGGCCCCGAGACUUUGUGAGUGUGCGGUGUGCCAAGCGCCGGGGUUCCACCUGUGUGUUGGCCGGCAUGGCGACCCACUUCGGGGACAUGCCCGAGCAGAAGGGGAUCAUCAGGGCUGAGCAUGGUCCCACCUGCAUGGUCCUCCGCCCUGUGACUGGAAACCCCUCUAAGACUAAGCUGACCUGGCUGCUCAGCAUUGACCUCAAGGGCUGGCUACCCAAGGCCAUCAUCAACCAAGUAAUGUCCCAGACGCAGGUGGACUUUGCCAACCACCUUCGCAAGCGCCUGGUCUCUAGUUCCACUUCUGCCAUCAGCUGUUGAAGACCUCCAUACAGCUCCUAAUGAUCCCUUAAAAGUGGUGUUGCCUACACACUGACUAGCAAAACCCAGCUGGAAAAAGCCUGUGGGUCUGUGCAAAAUCUCCUUUCUAGACCACACGAUAGGUGGGGUAGUGAGAGGGAACUGGGGGUGGGGGGUUGGAGGGAACUGCUUAUAGUAUAGCAAAUAAGGGCAGAACUUGCUGAGCCCAGACAUAGCACUAAGAAACUAGAGCCUUCCAAGAUCACUGUCAGGGGAUGCUGGAAGACAGCAGGCAGCGAUGAGGCUAGUCCAAGGCCUUUUAAGUCCUCAAUUGCUAAAAACAUUUAAAAAUACUUUUAGCCCCUUGGGUGAGACUGAAGAAAGGGGAAGAUGCGAGGAAAGAUCCUGCCUUUGGAGUUGAGGCUCUGAGGUUGAAUCUCAAGUCUGCUACACAAGGUCAUCUCUAAAUCCCUUUCUCUGUUGAAAAGGGUCCCAGACUAGAUGGCCUGUGAAUGGGAAGAUAGGGAAACUAAACAAUCAUUUCUUUGGCAAACUAAAUUAUAAGCCUGAAUCAGUUGUAUCAAGUCAGAAAUGAACAAUGAACACCAAAGAAUAUAGUCCAUGAGUGUCUAUUUUGUUUACUUAGAAGAAAGGAAAGAAUGUCAAAUAGAAAGGAAAAAUAAUGCUAAGAAAAAGAAGCAGGGCAAGGUUGACCAAAACUAUCAUUGUAGCUGUUUCCCAAUAGCUUAAAAUUAAAAAGGGAAGAUGAUUCUUGGUGGAAUGGCACCCAGAAAACCUGCUUUCAAAGUCCUGGCUUUGCCACUUAAGUAUUCUAUGAUUUUCAGCAAAUUAUUUUCCCCUUCUGCAUCUCAAUUUCCUCAUGAUAGCAAGGGGUUGAAUUAAAUGCCCCUUUCUGAAGCUAAGCUCUUCACAUUUCUGUUUGGGGUAUUCAAGUCCAGUAAAUUGUAUGUUCUGAAUUGUCAUAACUUCAGGAGACUUUAGGAGAGUAGCUAUGUGUUGACAUAUCCUAUCAUUUAAAAUACUAUUUAAGCCUAAAUUAAUACCAAUUCUUCAGCUAAAAUUUCUAUAUUAAUAAAUCGAUACUUGAAUUUUAGAUGGUCUUUUUUGCAAGUUUCAGGCACUUCUCAAUUGGGGCAGGCUUUUUGUUGGUGUUAAAAAGAUUUGCAAGCAACAAAGAAUAAAUCUGCUCUCAAAUAUUUUUCCCUCUACUUCACAAAAUGAAAUAGUUAAUAGGAUGGAAGGUGCAUAAGAUGUGGAAGCAAGGCCUUUAUUUAUUCACUAUUGGGGACAUUGCUAUUUAUUGUUUUAAGUUUUACAACAUAAGAUGGUAUUUAUUACUAUUUAUUUUGAUUAUUCUAAUGAGCAUGAACCAAACAGCUAUUCUUGCCUUGGAUAUAAAAGUCAAUUUGACUUGCCUGCCUAGAGGGCAAAGAUCAUAGAGGGAGGUGAAUUAUUAUUAGCUCACAUUUAUCUAGUACAUUAUGGUAUGACUAGCCAACGAACAUUGACUUUAAGAGUAGAAAAGAUCAUUCCUUUUUAAAAAUACACAAAAGAACCUUAAAUGAGAAAAGACAGGAAUAUGAUUGCUGCUUUCAAGAAAAAGGCGAACAGACUCCUAAAAACACAGACCCAGGUUUUUCAGCAUGACUAAAAGCUGUGGCAUUUCAAGGAUCAUGGGACUUCAAGAAGGGAUUCCUUCAACUAUUUCCAAAACUCAUUGUAACUAUGCUUGAAAUCUGACAUGGUUUUAAGACUUAAUUUUGGCUUGGAAUAAAAACAACCUGUUUGAUGAUCCUAA